Molecule: messenger RNA, 1563 nt
Organism: Stereum hirsutum FP-91666 SS1
Lineage: Eukaryota; Fungi; Basidiomycota; Agaricomycetes; Russulales; Stereaceae
Product: cytochrome P450
Exons: 10
Coding region: 1-1563 (520 amino acids)
Molecular function (GO): monooxygenase activity; heme binding; iron ion binding
Source: RefSeq, a predicted model, not a curated record
AUGCUCGCGCAUUUGAGCUUUGACCUUGCUACAAACAUCCUUGCAUGGAGCGCGUUCGCAGGAUUGGUCAUCCAUGCUUUCUUCCGCUUUCGCGAGCCCCACAUCGUGCCUCUUCUGACGGUCUUGUCAAUCGCAGUUCUCAGCUUAUUCAUCUCUUUUCUCCUGGCGCAACGGUCGAUUCUAGAGUCUAUUCUUUUGACUGGUGCCACGUCCGCCUCGUUUGCCGCCAGUUUAUACGCAUCUAUGACCGUUUAUCGGGUCUUCUUCUCGCCUUUGCAGCACUUUCCUGGACCUACUAUGGCGGCUGUCUCUAAGUUUUGGUAUCUCUAUCACUCGACGAAAGGAAACAUGCCUCAGGUCAUGCAGUCCCUGAACGAACAAUAUGGGGAUAUUGUUCGAAUCGGUCCUAAUGAGCUGACAAUCUUCGCCUUGGACGAUAUGGAGUCAAUUCUGAGCUCGAAAGGCAAAAUGAUCAAGGGUCCAUGGUUCGACAGUGUCUUCGCCAAUAAGGGUGGUAUCUCAGUUCAUGCUCUCAAAGCGGUCGGCGCGCACUCUCAGAGGAGGAAAUACUGGGACAAGGCAAUGACAAGCGCAGCCAUGAAGGAGUAUCAAGUCUUCAUCAAGGAUUGCCUCGGUCGCCUUUGUGAUCGUCUACGCAACGAAUACAGCGAACAUGCCGUGCAAGAUCUUCGCCGUACAAUGAACAAUCUUGUUUUCGAUAUCAUGGGCGAGGUCAGCUUUGCCCAGUCCUUCGGCAUGAUUGACGACAGCAAAGAUCAUACAUACUUUUCCUUCAUCGGAAAAGCGAUGUAUGCGCUUGCCUUCGUUGCCGAGAUACCCUGGAUCAUUCCCAUUUUGCACUGGCUACCACUGGGAAAAGAACAAAUUGAGAUCGAGGCUGUCUCCAUGGCUGCGACUUUGAAACGCUUUGAACGUGGUCAAUCCCGACCGGAUCUUUUCUCGCACUUCGUACAGGAGGACGGGCAGCUUCACCAGAGCAUGACGAUGAAGGAUCUAGAUGCAGAACAUCCUGAUUGGGCUCAGCGUCUGCGUGAUGAAGUCGAUUCCUACUAUCGUGGUCACGGUGACUUCGAUCUCGAAGAUAUGCUAGUCCUCCACGCCGUCGUAAACGAGACAUUUCGUCUGCGCCCUCCCAUCCCUGGUCGUUCUCAGCGUAUCGUUCCCGCAGGUGGCGCCACCCUGUGCGGUCAAUAUAUACCUGCCGGCACUCUCGUUGGCAUCCCGCAAGGCCUCAUGAUGCGCGACAAGCGAUACUUCUCACCGUCUCCCGAGUUAUGGAGACCUGAACGGUGGCUCAAGCCCGACGAAGAAGAAGCCUUCCACCGAGCUGCCUUCCUCCCGUUCUCUUACGGACCUUUCAACUGCGCGGGCAAGAAUCUGGGGUUGUUGAUGGUGCGAUACUCUUUGGCCCGACUUAUGCUGGAGUUCGAGACCACAGCCGCUCCUCAGCAUGACCCUGUCGAGUUUGAGAGGUCUAUUAAAGAGUAUUUUACUGUACAGAAGGGUCCGCUUUGGGGGGUGAUGAAGCCGAGGGAGGUUUGA